Messenger RNA from Rhizoctonia solani, 735 nucleotides. Its product is annotated as syntaxin protein 2. The transcript has 7 exons. Gene Ontology annotation, biological process: vesicle fusion; intracellular protein transport; Golgi to vacuole transport. Bases 1 to 735 code for a protein of 244 amino acids. The record is from RefSeq and is a predicted model, not a curated record. Gene Ontology annotation, molecular function: SNAP receptor activity; SNARE binding. Gene Ontology annotation, cellular component: endomembrane system; membrane; SNARE complex. NCBI's taxonomy places the organism in Eukaryota, Fungi, Basidiomycota, Agaricomycetes, Cantharellales, Ceratobasidiaceae.
AUGAGUUUUGCUGACCUUGAACGCGGCCAAGGGGGGUUCCAGAGCUCCUCAGCUCUCGUUCCCACAUCUCCUUCCGACGCCGAGUUCUUGGGGCUACAGAAAUCGCUCUCUGUCCAAAUAUUCAAGAUAAACUCGAAUCUGGGGACUGCAAGGGAUACUGGUACAGUUAGGAAGGGGCUUCAUGAGCUAACCGAAACUACUCGGGAACUUAUAAAACGUGGCACCGAUGAUCUCAAAACGCUCUCGACGCUCCAGAGAAAUCUAGUUACCUCAGCACAAAGCACUUUUACAGAAGACUCCCACGACUUCCAGGUGUCCUUGGUGGCAUUCCAGCGCGCUCAAAAGGUUAGCGCAGAGAGACAAAGGACGGUGGUUGAUGGGGUCAAACAGGCGGUGGAGGACAAUGCUAACAGCAGUGGUGCAGUGGCGAGCUCCCUCAAUCUCAAAGACAGAUCCAAGCUUUCCAAAGCCGAAUUAGCACACCAAGAAUCUCUAAUUCAAGAGCGUGAAAUCGAGAUUCGAGAAAUUGAAACUGGCAUUCACGAACUCAACGAGAUAUUCAGAGACUUAGGCACUUUGGUUACAGAGCAAGGCACAAUGCUAGAUACUAUCGAGGCCAAUGUUGACAGUGUCGCCUUGACACGCGUGACGCAGCACAGCAGUUGGAGCAAGCUUCCGAAUAUCAAAGAAAGGCUGGUCGUCGAGCAGCUUGCCUUAUGCUUGUGGUCGUCAUAG